This is a messenger RNA of Priapulus caudatus, 1917 nucleotides long. RefSeq names its product FMRFamide receptor-like. Gene Ontology annotation, cellular component: membrane. The record is from RefSeq and is a predicted model, not a curated record. Gene Ontology annotation, molecular function: G protein-coupled receptor activity. Gene Ontology annotation, biological process: G protein-coupled receptor signaling pathway. NCBI's taxonomy places the organism in Eukaryota, Metazoa, Priapulida, Priapulimorpha, Priapulimorphida, Priapulidae. The coding region runs from base 664 to 1917 and encodes 417 amino acids. The transcript has a single exon.
CACCCGCCGUGUCUCUACCUUCCCAAACGGCGUAUCGCAGUCCCUCCCCCCCCCCCACUUUCCGCUGCCGCCACGCACGCCGACAAAACGUCAACCUGAUUGGUCUCAACACGUGCGAACGCGCGAGGUAUUGUGGGUCAGCCGCUAGACAGCCGAAUGCGGCGGCGAAGUGUGACGCGCUGUCACGUGGUGAUAUACUCUGACGGCUGGCAUCAGAACAGCCGCUAAUGUAGAACGUACUCGGCCGCGCCGGUCCGGGCUUGAACCACGGACAUUUAACGUUAAUUAAAACACAGCGUGCAACGAAGGACAAAUAUCGAACAGGUUAAAAGGCAAGUAAACAUGAAAUCGUAAUUAAUGUGUUUUCAUGAUCUGACACGGACACCACGUGCGUUAUUGAUGUGUUUUGCUCGGGCACCACAUGCGUUAUUGAUGUGUUUUAGUUUGACACCAGACGCGGACAAACACGUGCGUUAUUGAUGUAUUUUUAUCAGACGGCACUGCGGGCCAAACACGCGCGUUAUUAGGUUUCUGUCAGACAAGAAUUUACGACUACAAACUUUAUUAAGGCGUUAUUAGUGUGUGAAGACCCGUCGUCCAUCGAACCCUUAUCGAAAAUAAUUUGACAAAGUUCCACAAUAUCGCUAAGAAGACAGAUCAAGCAUGUCAUCCGUAAGCGCCAACGCGUCGGAUCUCGCGACCGGCGCCGACAACGAUGACGUCGGCUACGAGUACUUCCGGGACCUGAUGCGCUUCGUCGUGCAGCGACGCUGCAUUCCUAUCAUCGCCAGCGUCGGCAUCGUCGUCAACUGUCUGUCGAUGGUUGUGCUGACCAGGAAGCGCAUGCGCUCGUCGACCAACUGCUACCUGACGGCGCUCGCCUUCUUCGACGCCGCCUACCUGAUGUUCAACUUCUCGCUGGCGCUCAUGCACCACGAGGGCUUCCUCGAGCGACGCUCCUACAUCGACUACGUGCCGUGGGGCUUCCCGCUGACGGACCUCUGUAGCAACACGUCCGUCUGGCUCAUCGUCUCCUUCACCGUCGAGCGCUGUAUCGCCGUUUGCUACCCGCUGCGCGGUAAGCGCAUGUGCACGAUCAAGCGCGCCAAGUGGGUCAUCGUCGGCGUGUUCGCCGGAGCGCUCGCCUGCUCCCUGCCGACGUUCUUCGAGUGGAAGACCGGGCCGGUCGAGGACGCCGCCGAGAACGCCACCUAUCACGCGUUCUACCAGUCGGCGCUGAGUCGCAACGAGACGUACCAGCGCGCCUUCUACUGGUUCACGUCGCUCAUGUUCAGCCUCGUUCCCAUCGUCAUGCUUAUCGUCUUCAACUCGAUUCUCGUGCUCUCCGUGCAUCAAUCGCAGCGGCAGCGGCGCCAGCUGACGAGCAAGGGUCGCGGCGGCGGCGGCGGGUCGUCCGACAACCAGCAGAAUCAGGAGCUACGCAUCACGAUCAUGCUCAUCAUCGUCGUCGUCGUGUUUCUCGUCUGCCAGCUGCCGUCGGCCGUGCUGCUCAUCUGGUCGAAGGACAUACCGGAGCGCACGGCGAGGGAGAAUCUCGGCAUCGGGCUGAACAACAUCAGCAACCUACUGAUGGCGAUCAACGCGACGUGUAACUUCUUCCUCUACUGUUUCCUCAGCGACCGCUUCCGCCGGACGUUCGUACAGAUCGUCUGUCCGGGCUGCCGCUCGAACUCGCCGCUGCACACCUACGUCGCCGGCAUGACGACGUCGGCGGGCGGCGGCGGCCACGAGCAGACGCCUGGCGGCCGCCGCGGGCGGCUGCAGGGAGGAGAGAACUGCGGGAAGAAGGCGUCGCCGCAGCCGUCCCCGCGCAGCAGCUCGCCGCCGCGCGCCAACAACAGCUAUCAUCCGCUGAAUGCUGCGCAGCCGAACGGCAAGCCGAGUCGACGCUUCUAG